Molecule: messenger RNA, 4094 nt
Organism: Pelobates fuscus (common spadefoot toad)
Lineage: Eukaryota; Metazoa; Chordata; Amphibia; Anura; Pelobatidae
Gene: CNOT4
Product: CCR4-NOT transcription complex subunit 4
Exons: 14
Coding region: 262-2610 (782 amino acids)
Biological process (GO): protein ubiquitination
Cellular component (GO): CCR4-NOT complex
Molecular function (GO): RNA binding; metal ion binding; ubiquitin-protein transferase activity
Source: RefSeq, a predicted model, not a curated record
UGUAAGAUGGUGGCCGUCUGGGCUUGAGGAUCCACCAAAGGAAGAGCGGACAGAGAUUACCCAGGACUAAACCACGGGUCCCGCCCUACAGCAGACCAGCCGUUCUCAGUGAGUGCCAGAGAAGGAGCUGCCAUUCCCAGAAUCCCAGUCAGCCUGGCAGGAUCCUUGCCCCUGACGGAUUUUAGUUUACUAUUAAAUUAUUACAAGCCUGGAAUACUCUUCAGUUCGCCUUUUUUCGUACAUUUCUGGGAUCCUGUAAAGAUGUCCCGCAGCCCUGAUGUGAAAGAAGACCCUGUGGAGUGCCCUCUUUGCAUGGAACCUUUGGAAAUAGACGAUAUCAACUUCUUUCCUUGCACAUGUGGCUACCAGAUUUGCCGUUUUUGCUGGCAUCGUAUACGCACUGAUGAAAAUGGGCUAUGCCCAGCUUGCAGAAAGCCAUAUCCAGAGGACCCAGCAGUAUACAAACCUCUCUCCCAAGAAGAACUACAAAGGAUAAAAAAUGAAAAGAAGCAAAAACAGAAUGAGCGGAAACAAAAAAUAUCAGAAAAUCGCAAACAUUUGGCCAGUGUGCGUGUUGUGCAGAAAAACUUAGUCUUUGUAGUGGGACUAUCACAAAGGCUUGCAGACCCAGAGGUUUUAAAACGGCCAGAAUAUUUUGGUAAAUUUGGGAAAAUACACAAAGUUGUCAUCAACAACAGCACAUCUUAUGCAGGCUCACAGGGUCCAAGUGCUAGUGCAUAUGUAACAUACAUCCGUUCAGAAGAUGCACUUCGAGCAAUUCAGUGUGUCAACAAUGUAGUAGUAGAUGGCAGAACACUUAAGGCUUCUUUAGGUACUACAAAAUACUGCAGCUAUUUCUUAAAGAAUAUGCAGUGUCCAAAGCCAGACUGUAUGUAUUUACAUGAAUUGGGGGACGAGGCAGCUAGCUUCACAAAAGAAGAAAUGCAGGCUGGCAAACAUCAGGAAUACGAACAGAAGCUGCUGCAGGAACUUUACAAACUAAAUCCAAACUUCUUGCAGCUGUCUACGGGUACAGUCGACAAGAACAAAAACAAAGUGACAGCGAUACAGAGGUACGAUGUACCCGACAGUAAUAACAAAGAAGCAUGGCCAUCAUUACAGAGCUCAAGCAGGUCUGCCAACGACAGGAAAUCUCCACCUUUAUUAGACAAUGGCGUAGAUCCAGAUCACAUGACUCCUGACGGUCCUGACUCAGACUUUGGGCUGUUUUGGGAAACCGCUGAACAUAAUGUUGCCAAAUUUGGCAGGGUGAUAGAGGAAGAUACAAGUACGGUUGACAAAUCUUCAGAAUCUAUAAGUAUAGGAAAUGGUGAUAACUUACAACAGAUAUUAACGAGUGACACACCAUCACCACCACCAGGCUUAUCAAAACCAAAUCCUGUCAUCCCUAUCAGCUCAGCCAAUCACAGUGCGCGAUCCCCCUUUGAAGAUGCAAUGACAGAAUCACAAUCAUUAUUUUCUGACAAUUUCCGACACCCAAAUCCCAUCCCCAGUGGGCUUCCCCCUUUUCCCAGCUCCCCACAGACAUCCAGCGAAUGGCCCACAGCUCCAGAACCACAGAGUCUCUUCACUUCAGAAACCAUCCCUGUUUCCUCCUCAACGGACUGGCAAGCUGCAUUUGGCUUUGGCUCUUCAAAACAACAAGAGGAUGACUUGGGUUUUGAUCCCUUCGAUAUCACCCGAAAAGCCUUAGCAGACUUAAUUGAGAAAGAACUGUCUGUCCAAGACCAACCCUUACUGUCACCGACAUCUUUACAGAAUCCUUCUCCUCACACUACUGCCAAAGGGCCAGGCUCUGGCUUUCUUCACCCUGCAGCGGUCCCCAACACCAACUCCAUUGGUAGCACCUUUUCAGUUUUGCCACAGAGGUUCCCACCCUUUCAGCACAGAGCAGUGUAUAACUCAUUCAGUUUUCCUGGCCAGGCAGCACGGUAUCCGUGGAUGGCCUUUCCACGAAAUAACAUCAUGCACUUGAACCACACUGCAAAUCCAACCUCAAACAGCAAUUUCUUGGACUUGACACAUCCUUCUCAGCACAGCACAGGCCUUGGAGGGAUUCCUAUCGCAGACCACAGCAAUUCAAUAGAGAGUAUAAAUGUGAAGGAAUGGCAGGACGGGCUAAGGGCACUUCUACCCAACAUAAACAUCAACUUUGGUGGGCUGCCCAAUGCUUCUUCCCCCUCCAACGCCACUCACAGUGCACCAACAUCCAACCCCGCCACAACCAACAGCCUCAACUGGGACAACCCCGGCAGCUGGAUGGAUCCCGCCAUUAUCACAGGAAUACCAUCAUCCACAGGAAAUGGCCUGGAACCUUUGCAGGACGACAAUCCACCGCACUGGUUAAAAUCACUGCAGGCCCUGACAGAGAUGGACGGCCCCAGUGGCUCCAUACCCCCCCACCACCACCCUCACAAUAACCUCUUCAGCACACAGAUACCCCUACACAGAGCCAAUUGGAGCCCAUACCCUGCCCCAACAAAUCCAACCAGUUUCCACUCCCCACCUCCCGGCUUCCAGACAGCCUUCAGACCCCCUACCAAAACACCUACAGAUCUACUACAGAGCUCAGCCCUGGACCGUCAUUAAAUAUAAGGAACAGUUAGAAAUUUGGGAAUUCUCCCUCCUCAUUUUCAAUCAAAAUCCAGUCCUCAGUGUUUCCCUCAUGAUUUCCUUCUCCUCCAAUCCUUUUUAGCAGCAUAUCACAAGAGGCUUGGUCAUGAGCAAAUGUCACCUUCAGGUUAGCCGCUUUCGAUUUACACCAUUUGUGAUUUUUCAAGGGUAAGGACCAGCAAUGAGAUUGACGGCUUAAAUCUGACCCCACCAAUAUUUCCUUACUUCCACCCAACAAUCAAAUCUUAAAGCAUAGCAUGAACAGGGAGAAUUAUGUGGAAAAUCCAUCUUGGAGAAUCGGCGUAUUGAAAAUUUUGGUCUGCUAUAUAAUGUUUAGUGAUUUUUUUUUUCUGGGGUUUUUAUUUUUUCUUUAAACACAAAAAUUAUCUAUAAAUGUGAUUUAACAGCUCAGCAAAUUAGCUAGAAGGAAAAAAGUAGGAAUAAUACGUUACACAAUAUUUUUAGGGAAAUUGAAUAGAAAUCUAACAAAUGAUCAGUAAUUACAGCAGUUAUUUGUGUCCAAGAGAGCACCACUCAAAAUUGAAAUGCCAUUAACAAUUUUCUUUUUGUAAUAACUUGACAGUUUGUACAGGCAAAAGUGCCAUGUAAUUUGCUUUUUCUUCAGGACCAAAGGAUAACUUGUGUAUCACUGAACCUGUUAGCAAUGAAAGGGUUAUGGUGACAAUUUUAAUAAUUUGGCAAGUCUCCUGUGCUUGGCGCAUUUUUUUUUAUUUUAUUUUUUUUCUUCUUGCCAUGCUGAGUGGUGCUUUCAAAGUUUGUGACAGCAGAUCAACAGUUUAAAAAGCUGUAAAGAACACUUAAUUCACAGUUUAGAUAUGUUUUUCACAGCUUUUAAUUUUUUAUACCAUUCAAUCUGCAUGUUUUCUCUAAAUACAGAGGAUUAGUUUAUUUUUCAUCCUCGUGUGUUGGGGUAAUCAUUGAGUCAUUCACAGCCACUUACAUGAUGACCUUUUAAUUCAUGUAAAUCCAAAUCAUCACAGUCAUACCACCUAAUUGGAUCCUUGUUGCACAGAUACUACCUAACCUGUGUUCAAGCAAGGUACACUACACUGGAAUUUCCAUCAGUUCAGGUCAGUUUGGCAUCAUAUAAAUAGAAUAUAUUGGGGUUUUUUUUUUUUUCUUCCCUCUCCCUCAGAACAUGGAUUUUGUUUUAAAAUUAUUUUUUAUUACUCAGAUGUCACAACCUAUGGCUGCUUGGAUAAAAUCAAGCAGUAUUGGAGUUCCUUUCCCUACAGGAGGUCUGCCUUUUACCAUGCAUCUGGAUCUCAAGUCUAACCCUGUAGUUUCUUGGAAAUAUUCUGCAGUAUUGAAAAAAAAUUGGAAGGAGGAGAAGUAGUAUAAAAAUUUGAGGGGUAAAAUAUAAUAAACAUGGUUAUAACGACGCUAAACAAAAGUGUACCUCUGUCAGAAUGAAAACUAAAAUCUUAAAUAAAACAUAA